AUGGAGAAAACACGCUGUGUUGAAAAAGAUAUUCGAGCACGUAUUGAAUAUAUUCCACGUGCAAAUGCGGCUGCUCAAAAGACAAAGCCUACUGCUAGUCAAGAGCAAAUUUCCCCUCCAACAAACAUGACCAGCACACUUGCUGUGGAUUAUCUGCCUUUGACUUCUUUAAAACCAGCGCCAAUCAAUGCGUCGACAAAACGAAGCAGUGAUGAAUCCCAUAAAAAGCCGAAAAUAAAUCGCCUAUCAUCAGUUAACAUGGUCUCACCGAUAUCUCCUCCAAUUGAGAAUCUCAAUACUCCAGAAGCGAAAAAAAUCCCGUAUAAUAAUAGGCUCUGGAGUUGGUAUAACCAGUUGACCCCAAAACAAAAGUUUUUUCUGAAGGUAAUUGGUAUAAUCUCCAUAAUAACAGUCAUCCUUAUCAUAAUUAUUCUACCUGUGUAUUUUACAGUUAUUCGUCAAAACUCGGAGUCUUCUUUCACUAAUAUUACGGUUUCGGUUUGUUCGAAUUCAACAUGUAUUGGACGAGAAACACCCUACCGUACGACGAUUAUCACUGUUCUUUAUCAAUUCGACGGCAAUUAUAAUGAUCUAACAGGAUAUGCAACAGGUACACCGUAUGGCUCACCAGUAUUAUCGGCUAGUAAUCCAGGAUAUAUAAGUCAAGCAGUUUAUUUGCCCGCUGGCAGCCAACAGUAUAUUCAAAUACCGUAUGUCAAUCUAUCCCUGCGAAGUUUUACGGUACAAACAUGGGUAUAUCCAACAGUAAUUAGUGCCGGGAACGAUCUGGGUAUAUUUAGCCAAUGUGAUUCAAACUCUAUUUGUCUAUCGUUAAGUAUACGAUCUGGGAGGGUGGCACUCUCAUUUGAUGCAAUGAACGCGUCAAGUAAUGUAUUGAUUGGUACGACUGUGCUUUCAACAAAUAAUUGGUUUCAUGUGACGUUGGUGUACGAUUUAAAUCGACUGCAACAGCAGAUCUAUGUUAAUGGAGAGAUCGAUGCUAUUUCAAGUGGUAUUGUCAAUCCAUUUCGAGCAACGUCAACAGGUUCAGUCACAAUCAUUGGAAAAACGUCAUCGGUGUCCUAUGGACCUUCAUACUAUUUCGGAAGGAUCGAUCAGUUCACCAUUUCAGCCGGUUCUACACGCACUACCUGUCAAAUAUACAACGACGCGACAUUAGUAGUCUACUAUCCGUUUGACUCAAAUGGCACUUGGAACGAUUACAGUUUUAAUCUGUGUAAUGGUGUUGCAUCAGGAAUGAAUGCAGUUUCCAUUGGUCGUGUUGGUCAAGCUGUAUCCUUUACGUCAAGUACCAGUUACUUUCAAGCUCUGUGUUAUCCUCGAUUACGAAAUUAUGAACAAUCUUUUUCCUUCUCGUUAUGGAUCAAUCCGACCAGUAGCACUCCAAGCGGUACUAUAAUACAUUUGUCUACGAUGGCAAAUGGAUCAGGCACUUGCUAUGAUCUUCUUGCUUUCGCAUCGUCAGGAGCUUUAGUUUGUCAAUGGAUGCAACCCGGUCCAAAUGUAAAUAGUACUAUGGGACCCAUUAUACCAUCAAAUACAUGGACACACAUCGCUGUAGUUUACAAUAAUGUAAACGGUAUACGUUUGUUCGUCAACGGACAAUUUGCAACGUCAUCAUUGAAUAUUGGUACUCUUAGUUUACAAGAUUUAAAUCCAGUGGCCUACAUUACAUUAGCUAAUGUUGGUUCGGUAGGACCACCGGUUCCUGCUAGUUGCUUAGCGGGUAGUAUACCCAUUUCCUCGGGAUCUUUCAUCGGUAUGAUGGAUGAAUUUCGAUUGUAUAAUCGAGAGUUAGACUCGCAAGAGAUUUGCGUACUUGCUGGUCUGUAA
Adineta ricciae is the source of this 1854-nucleotide messenger RNA. The record is from the annotation of a GenBank genome assembly. NCBI's taxonomy places the organism in Eukaryota, Metazoa, Rotifera, Eurotatoria, Adinetida, Adinetidae.